AUGAUUAAGAAGAAAGAUAGUAAAGACACCAAAAUUGACCUUGAGAUCUUUAGCAGAAGGAAUAAAAGUCCUUAUCCUGAGCUACAGCAUUUUGAUACGUUAUACUAUAAAAGGCCUUAUUCGAUGACGUCUAAUGUUUUUGAAAAGUUUUGUGAUACUCAAAUUACUUAUAAUUCAACGAUCCUGAAUAAUUCGGAUCAAGAUUUUAAAACUAGUCCUGCUCAGAGCCAUGAUGCUUUACCAAAUUUAGAUCACGUGCAAAUCGAUUUAACCUGCAACGAAGUGAUGCCGUUAGAAGAACUCUCAUUUAAUGUAACUGAACAAAAUGAUAUUAGUUCAUCAACGUACGCGUUUCAAUGUGGUUUUGAUUCCGACGACUCUGUGCGUGAUAAAGACUAUCUUCCAUCUGAUUCAAGUGAUGAUUUUGAAUCAAUUAAGUCGAGUAGCCCAAAAUCCCAUGUGUUACAAACAAACGUAAGUUCUUAA
Molecule: messenger RNA, 486 nt
Organism: Parnassius apollo (apollo)
Lineage: Eukaryota; Metazoa; Arthropoda; Insecta; Lepidoptera; Papilionidae
Source: the annotation of a GenBank genome assembly